AUGGUGCUGCACGUCCACGAGCAGAUUUCGAUCAAUAUGCCGAAGAUGAUCGAUAAAGCGAUCGAGAUUUCGCAGACGAUCACGAAGCAAAAAGAGUACGCUAGCGGUGUGCUGACCGGCGAAGCGGUGCGGAAGAAAGCCGACGAGUUCGAGAAGCACUUCGAGGAAUAUCUCCCCCAUGCCCGCAUCUACAAUGAUAAGCUGCACGUUCACGAUAUGAUCUCUUCGAAUAUGAAACGGCUGAUCGAAGAAACGACCGUGAAUUCCAUGCUGAUCAUCAAGCAGAAGCUCUAUGCGAAUGGUGCCGCCAUCAGUGAAACUUUAUGGCAAAAGGCGCAGGCGUUUGAGAAGAAUUUUGAGGAAUACCUGCCGCAUGCCCGCAUCUACAAUGAGAAGUUAAUGGAUCUGGCCGAUGACAGCGAAGCCCUGUUGCGUGGUUUCAAGCCGAUGGCUCCCGAACCGCAAAAUCCGCUAGGUCCCGAGGUCUUCUGUCAGGUUUCU
This is a messenger RNA of Mesorhabditis spiculigera, 501 nucleotides long. The record is from the annotation of a GenBank genome assembly. NCBI's taxonomy places the organism in Eukaryota, Metazoa, Nematoda, Chromadorea, Rhabditida, Rhabditidae.